AUGCCGAGGCCGUUCAACCCACUUCCAGCAUGUCCAAUUCCAAUCCAAUGGGAUGUUAAUUCUCGCAUCCAAGAGCUCCAGGCCAUGAUUGAAGAUUCAACUACCAUUGAGGAGCAGAAAGUUAAUCUGUAUGCUGCCAUUGAUCUCUACAACAAACAUGUGCUCCCAGGGCCCUACAGGUUCAUCCAAGGUGGCAAGGUUGUUAAACUCCAGGAUGUUGAUUUUCACCGUGCUUGGUGGUCAGAAUCCUUGAGCCAGCAACUUGCUCAUGAUUCUUAUCCAGCAGGCAUAGCAAGUGGGCAUGAGGUUAUCCAUCCUAUGUUGCCUAUGAUUGAGUAUAAUGCUCAUGAAAGCCAGGAAGAGACACUGGAUAGAAAAUUACAUGUUGGAAACUGGCGGCGAAGGCAAGACACAUCUGACGAUCCUAUCUGUGGAUUAUUACUUGAGUAUAUUGAAGGCACCACGCUGAACAAAGCAUAUCUCCCACCAAAAAGUGCCCAGAGUUUACGUGAUCAGCUAGAGCUAUUACAUAGUCUGAAAAUUGUUCAGGGUGACCUUUUUCCACAUAAUAUGAUGGUUUCCAAAAACGGUCGUGCCUUUUUACUCGAUGUUAGCGGUGCGCAAAUGGCCUCAGAGGAAGGUCAGCUCAUUCGCAAAACGUCCAGCUUUCUAUCCUGGGCAAAAGACGAGAGGUCUAGACUUGAGUUAUUUCUUUUUCGACUCCAGAAUGCUAGUUACUCCGUUAUGGAAUUUCUUGGUCACGCUCACGCUCUCAUAGUUGAAACGACACCGAGGAGUGAAGUUGUCAGAUGCCCAGAGUGA
This is a messenger RNA of Ophidiomyces ophidiicola, 822 nucleotides long. RefSeq lists its product as uncharacterized. The coding region runs from base 1 to 822 and encodes 273 amino acids. The transcript has 2 exons. Lineage: Eukaryota; Fungi; Ascomycota; Eurotiomycetes; Onygenales; Onygenaceae. The record is from RefSeq and is a predicted model, not a curated record.